Caenorhabditis elegans is the source of this 2385-nucleotide messenger RNA. RefSeq names its product STAS domain-containing protein (gene sulp-4). The transcript is spliced from 13 exons. Gene Ontology annotation, cellular component: membrane. Gene Ontology annotation, biological process: transmembrane transport; oxalate transport; bicarbonate transport. The coding region runs from base 9 to 2258 and encodes 749 amino acids. Lineage: Eukaryota; Metazoa; Nematoda; Chromadorea; Rhabditida; Rhabditidae. The record is from RefSeq and is marked reviewed.
UAUUCAAAAUGGCUCCGCCUGGUCGGAUAAACCAUGCAAGACAUUUGUCAGAAGCUGAGGAAGAAGCUGAAAAUUAUUUAGAACAUUUCUAUAACAAAAGUGAACCCAACAAAAGAAGAGUUAGCUUUGUACAACGAGGCGCCAUGAACCAGGCACAAUUCGAUGAAAAAUUCGACUACAACAAACCUCAUUUGGAGAAUGAGUUGAAAAAACAAGCAAAAAAAUUUGUGAGGAGAUUCUACGAACCCUUCACUUCAUUUUUUGCCCUGAAACUUUUUAUUUUCGACCUGAUCCCAAUAUUGAAAUGGUUCCCAGAAUACAAAUGGAAAACUGAUUUGAGUUUGGAUAUAAUUGGAGGAAUUACGGUUGGAGUAAUGCAGGUACCACAAGGAAUUGCAUACGCUCUUCUUGCCAAACAACCAGCUAUCAAUGGAUUGUACACAUCUCUUUUUCCACCUUUGAUCUAUAUGUUGUUUGGAACUUCCAGGCAUGCCAGUUUAGGAACGUUUGCGGUUGUGUCACUCAUGACAGGGCUUUCCGUUGAGAAAUUGGCUGCUCCAACAGAUUAUGAUCCUUCGUCUUUUAAUGAAACGGAUAUUGAUUUGGUUAAACUUCCGUCACCAACGGAAGUAUCAUGUGCUAUUACGAUUACAAUGGGAUUGAUAUUGUUCGUUAUGGGAGUUCUCCGUCUCCAAUUUCUAACCACUUACCUUUCGGAUCAAGUAAUUGCUGGUUUUACUGUUGGAUCUUCUGUUCAUGUUCUUGUAUCUCAAUUGAAAACUCUGCUUGGAAUUCGUGGAUUGCCACGUCACAGUGGACCAUUUUAUCUUUUCCGCCAUCUUUAUGAUCUGGUAAUGUCAAUUACCCGUGCAAAUCCAGUGAGCUGUGGGAUUUCCAUUGUUUCAAUUAUUGUUCUGCAUUUUGGAAAAGAAUUCAUCAAUCCAUUUAUCAAGAGGAAAACUAAAUCAAAUAUUCCAAUUCCGUGGGAGCUGGUUAUUGUAAUUCUGUCAACAGUUUUUGUGGCUGUAACAGGAGUUGACACAGAAGCAAAAGUUCAAGUUGUAAACAAAAUUCCUGUUGGUGUCCCUAAUUUUUCACUUCCAUCAUUCUAUCUUAUUCCUCAAGUUCUACCAGAUGCCAUCAGUAUAACUGUUGUUAGUAUUUCUGUUUGGUUAUCAAUUAGCAAAAUGCUCGCAAAAAGGUACAACUAUGAACUCGAUUCUGGUCAGGAACUGUUUGCCCUAUCAUUUGCCAGCAUUUCUUCUAGCUUCAUCCCAUCUAUUCCAAAUUCGUGUUCUUUGAGUAGAACACUUGUCGCUGUUGGAGCUGGUUGCACUACACAGCUUUCAAUAUUCUUUUCUUCCUUAAUUGUUUUCUCAGUUGUCAUUUUCCUUGGGACGUUACUUGAAACACUGCCAAUGGCAGCUCUUUCAGCGAUUAUUUGUGUUGCUUUGCAAGGUAUGUUCAGAAAGUUUGCAGACUUGAUCGAUUUAUGGAAGGUGUCUAAAAUUGAUUUUACAAUUUGGGUAGUGUCCUGUGUCUCUACAAUUCUUUUGGAUGUCUCCACGGGAUUAAUAAUAUCUGUCUGUUUUGCAUUGUUCACAACUAUUCUUCGAGAACAAUAUCCAAAAUGGCAUCUUCUUGCAUCAGUUAAAGGAACACAAGACUUCCGUGAUGCAGAAAGAUACGGAGAAACUGUUUAUUUCAAAGGAAUUUGCAUUUUCCGAUUUGAUGCUCCAUUACUCUUCCAUAAUGUUGAAUGUUUCAAAAAAUCAAUCGAAAAGGCAUACACUGAAUGGCAAAAAUCGCAUGAAUUCUAUGUACUUCGUGAGGAACGAGAAACUAUUUUAAAUACAAAAUUAGAUGGAUCUGAUGAAUCGAUUGAUGGAAAAAUGUUUCAAACAGCUCAAUCGACUUUAAACACUCAUUCUCCUGAUAUUUUAUCUCGACAUUUUGUAAUCGAUUGUUCAGGUUUUACGUUCAUUGAUUUAAUGGGUGUUAGUGCACUAAAAGAGAUUUUCUCCGAUAUGAGAAAACGUGGAAUUCUAGUGUACUUUGCAAAUGCAAAAGCUCCAGUCAGAGAGAUGUUUGAGAAAUGUCACUUUUUCAAUUUUGUUUCAAAGGAAAAUUUCUACCCAACAAUGCGUGAUGCAACAAGUAUUGCCAGACAACGACAGCUAGAACUUGGGUUCAAAGAUACUGGAUAUGUACCAGAACACGAUCGAUUGACAGAAGUACUCAGCUCACAUCCAAUGUAAACAUGUCUCGAGAGGACAUCAAAAGAAAAUCAACGAGUUUUAAAUAAAUUCCCUGUGAAAAACAAAUGACAACAAUUUGCAUUGAAUUGGGUUAAUUUUAAAAUAAAUGUUUUGAACGACACUUUCU